This is a messenger RNA of Hevea brasiliensis (rubber tree), 1319 nucleotides long. Its product is annotated as ras-related protein RABA1f. Gene Ontology annotation, molecular function: GTPase activity; GTP binding. The record is from RefSeq and is a predicted model, not a curated record. The coding region runs from base 266 to 916 and encodes 216 amino acids. The transcript has 2 exons. NCBI's taxonomy places the organism in Eukaryota, Viridiplantae, Streptophyta, Magnoliopsida, Malpighiales, Euphorbiaceae. Gene Ontology annotation, cellular component: endosome.
UUUACUAAUUUUUCGGUUUACGCCGGUGUCGAAAGCUUUCGGUUCGCUCACCCUGUUGUUAGAUAGAUUCAUCUUAGCAUCUUCCAUAGCCGUACAUCAAGAAACCAAGACUAACCAAUCUAUUUUUAAUCUUCGUUUUCAAAAACCCACAUAUCUCAUCUUCAAUAUCGAAAAGCAAGACUACCCUUUUCGUUUGAUCUUCAUUUCCAAAAACCCCAUAACCCCUUUCAUUCAAAACGCUGAGAAAGAGAGGGAAUUUAGGUUAAUGGGGGCUUACAGGGCAGACGAGGACUAUGACUACUUGUUCAAGGUGGUGUUAAUAGGUGACUCUGGGGUUGGGAAAUCCAAUCUCUUGUCAAGAUUCACGAGAAAUGAAUUCAGCCUGGAAUCUAAAUCCACCAUCGGUGUUGAAUUCGCCACUCGCAGCAUCCACGUUGAUGACAAGGUCGUCAAGGCCCAGAUUUGGGACACUGCUGGCCAGGAAAGAUAUCGCGCGAUCACUAGUGCAUACUAUAGAGGAGCUGUUGGUGCCUUGCUUGUCUACGAUGUCACUCGACAUGUCACCUUUGAAAAUGUGGAGAGAUGGUUGAAGGAGCUUCGGGAUCACACUGAUUCCAACAUCGUUAUCAUGCUUGUGGGAAACAAGGCAGAUUUGAGGCACUUGCGUGCAGUUACAACUGAGGAUGCCAAGGCAUUUGCUGAGAGAGAAAACACUUUUUUUAUGGAAACCUCUGCCCUAGAGUCCUUGAAUGUUGAAAACGCCUUCACCGAAGUACUAACCCAGAUAUAUCGUGUUGUCAGUCGGAAGGCUCUUGAGGUUGGGGAUGAUCCAGCAGCCUUGCCCAAGGGACAGACUAUUAAUGUUGGCAAAGAUGAUGUCUCAGCUAUGAAAAAAGUUGGAUGCUGCUCAGCAUAGUCAGAAUAAAUGAAGUAUUGGUGUUAGUAUUUUCUCCUUCAAAGAUUUGCAUUUCAGUGUUUUGAAGAUGCCUUUGUUUCUUUGCAAACAUGUCCAAAAGAAGCCACCUGGAAUGCUCAUAAAGCAUUUGUAGUUUGAUGGCUUAGAGAUUAGCAAACUUGCUUAAGUUGAGAAACAACUCAAGGGUUCAGAUUCAAGAGACUAUCCCAUUUGGCUGGCAUUUCUGUUACUUUUCUUGUUAUUCUUUUGUAUGUUUGUUUCAAUGGGUGUUGUUGUAAGCCGUAGACAGAUCCAACCCUCUAGAUUAGGUUAUAUUUUAUUGCUCAGAUUUGAAAUUUAUGUUGAGACUGUGGUGCUUUUACUGGAUUUAUUGAUUAAUUGAUUAGCCCGUCCUGAUUUAUAA